Paramecium tetraurelia is the source of this 1515-nucleotide messenger RNA. RefSeq lists its product as uncharacterized. NCBI's taxonomy places the organism in Eukaryota, Ciliophora, Oligohymenophorea, Peniculida, Parameciidae. The transcript is spliced from 3 exons. Gene Ontology annotation, cellular component: nucleus. The record is from RefSeq and is a predicted model, not a curated record. Gene Ontology annotation, molecular function: RNA polymerase II cis-regulatory region sequence-specific DNA binding; DNA-binding transcription factor activity, RNA polymerase II-specific. Gene Ontology annotation, biological process: regulation of DNA-templated transcription.
AUGAGUAAAAGAAAUAAUAGCUUGGUAGAGAGAAAGAAAUCUAAAAGUAAAUUAAAGACAGCGAUAUCUUAAAGAAAAAAUUCGGAUUCAUAUGAUAAUAAUUUCUAUUAGGAAUUCUAAAAUUUCUACUCUCAAGCUUAGAACACUACUUUUACUAAAUUCGAAUACAUGAAAGAAUUUUUCAAUUUAGGACUCACCUAAUUUCCAACUGACGAAGAAAUUAAUUAAAUAUAACUGGAGAUUCUGACUACAAGUGGAUGGAAUUCUAAUCUCAAGAAAAAUUGGACUCUCAAUGAAAAGAAAGUGCUAAUUUGGCUUAUAGGGAAACUAAGUUAAAUAAGAAAUGAAGAUCUGAGGGAUUUGUCAACUGAACUUUUCGAAGAAGUUUCAAAGAUGAUAUGUCGCAGAGAUAAAGAACAAUGCAAAUAAAAGUGGGCUUAAAUGUAAAAGGUUGCUUUGUAGUAGUAACCUUUUAGACCAGAAGAGGAUUAAAAAUUGUAUGAAAUCAUUAUGAAGUAUUAAUCUGCUGAUCAGGGUCAAAAGUGGAGUCUAAUUUCAUAAGAAUUAAAUCAAAAUUCUUCGGCCUAUAGAUCUAGUAAAUAAUGUAGAGAAAGAUGGUUAAAUCACCUCAAUCCAAAAAUAUCAAAAGAACCUUGGACAGACGAUGAAGAUAUAAAGUUGUUAUAGACGGUUAAAGAAAUUGGUCGAAGAUGGUCAGAAAUAUCAAAAAUUAUGGAUGGAAGAAGAAGUGAAAAUAAUCUAAAAAAUCGAUUUAAUAGUUUGAUCAAAAGAGAAAAAGAUUUGCCUUAUCUGUAAACGUAUAAUGGAUCAGCUACUAACUUGGAUGAUUUAUUGUCAGGUUGCAACGGGCCAGAAAUUACAGAUUUAUAAAGACAGGCUAUUGAUGCUGUUUUGGCUAAGCUCAAGUGGAGAAGUGCCGAAACUCAAAAUAAAAGCAAUCGCAAAUAAUCAAUCGAAAUAUCAGAGCAACAAUAAUCUAAAUAGGCAUUUAAAUAACGAAAUUAGCCUACUGUCUCAUAUACUAUCGGAAAUAUCGAAUAGGAGUAUAAUAUUCAAGAAUUAAUACCUUGUUUAGUGAAUGUUAAUAAAAAUAUCAUUUACUUCUGCACCAAUGAGACUCUAGUAUAAUUUCAUGAAAUUAAUCAAUAAAAACAAAAUUAAUUUAAAGAGCAGUUUGAUAGAAUAAAAAGUGAAUUGCACAUCUUUGAUUCCGGAUUCCACAAUUUCAAAUCUACUUUGAGUAUGAUAGAAGAAUUUGAAGAAUCCCAAAGGAGUCACUUGAACUUUUAUACCAAUGAUAUGGAUGGUUUUUUAAAUCUCGAAACACCAGAAACCUUUUCUAAACCUAUUUAUGCAAAUCCAAUUGAAAUCUUCACUCAUUCUGCCAUGAAAUGCUUUCACCGAUGGAAAACAGAUAGUCAACUUAAUGAUAGACGCAGAAAUAGUAUACCCAUACCAAGAUCACUCCCGAAUUUGAUAUUAAAUUACACAUGA